AUGUUUGGGACGCCAAGGAUCCUGAUGCUGGCUUUUGCACGGGCCAUCGGGUUUGUUGCGAAGGUUGGAGCAGCGGCUGGUGGGGACGAGGGCGUUGAGGGGGAAGGGGAGAUGGGGAAGAUGGAGAGGGAACAGUUGGAUUAUGAGGUACUAGCCUUCCGGAGCGAGUUGGAGCACGUCUGGCCCGGUAGACUGGAAGGCAGGCGGGAUACACGUAGGGUGUACUAUGGUGGGCGAAUAUGGCGACUCACUAUUUUGAUACUUGUGAUGAGCAAAACCCAGCACGUGCCCCUCUUCUCGCCGGACCUGAUUGCACAAGUCAGUGCAGUGUACGAGCUCUUGUCUGAGGCUGUUACAGAAAUCGGACAUCUGACUGGCUGGCUCUGGCCGCUCCUCAUCACCGCUUGUGCUUGUACAGACCCGGUCCAGAGACAGGGGUUUGUGGGGUUUUUGAGGUAUGCGAAAGGACAUAUUGGGGAUCGAGAUAAUUCGGAGGUUGCUCAUCGCGUAUGUCCUUCCCUGCCCCCUCCCUCCUCACUCCUAAACCCCGAGUGGAACAAGCGAAUGAUGAAGAGGCUGACGUUGGGGUAG
This is a messenger RNA of Cryptococcus wingfieldii CBS 7118, 591 nucleotides long. RefSeq lists its product as hypothetical. NCBI's taxonomy places the organism in Eukaryota, Fungi, Basidiomycota, Tremellomycetes, Tremellales, Cryptococcaceae. The transcript has 3 exons. The coding region runs from base 1 to 591 and encodes 196 amino acids. The record is from RefSeq and is a predicted model, not a curated record.